AUGGGUGACCAAUCUACUCCUCCUACCUUCAAGCUCGUCCUGGUCGGUGACGGUGGUACUGGUAAGACCACUUUCGUCAAGCGCCACCUGACUGGUGAAUUCGAGAAGAAGUACAUUGCCACUCUCGGUGUCGAAGUUCACCCCCUCACCUUCACUACCAACCUGGGAACCAUUCAGUUCGAUGUCUGGGAUACCGCCGGUCAGGAGAAGUUCGGUGGUCUCCGUGAUGGCUACUACAUCAACGGCCAGGCCGGUAUCAUCAUGUUCGACGUUACCUCCCGUAUCACCUACAAGAACGUUCCCAACUGGCACCGUGAUCUCGUCCGUGUCUGCGAGAACAUCCCCAUUGUUCUCUGCGGUAACAAGGUUGACGUGAAGGAGCGCAAGGUCAAGGCCAAGACCAUCACCUUCCACCGCAAGAAGAACCUCCAGUACUACGAUAUCUCCGCCAAGUCCAACUACAACUUCGAGAAGCCCUUCCUGUGGCUCGCUCGCAAGCUGGUCGGCAACCCCCAACUGGAGUUCGUUGCUGCCCCCGCUCUCGCUCCUCCCGAGGUCACCGUCGACCACGUGCAGCUCGCUGCUUACAAGAAGGAGAUGGACGACGCUGCCAACAUGCCCCUCCCCGAUGAGGACGAUGCCGACCUGUAA
Messenger RNA from Penicillium waksmanii, 651 nucleotides. Its product is annotated as Ran family GTP-binding nuclear protein. Gene Ontology annotation, cellular component: cytoplasm; nucleus. Lineage: Eukaryota; Fungi; Ascomycota; Eurotiomycetes; Eurotiales; Aspergillaceae. Gene Ontology annotation, biological process: protein import into nucleus; ribosomal subunit export from nucleus. The record is from RefSeq and is a predicted model, not a curated record. The coding region runs from base 1 to 651 and encodes 216 amino acids. The transcript has 5 exons. Gene Ontology annotation, molecular function: GTP binding; GTPase activity.